This is a messenger RNA of Pelobates cultripes (western spadefoot toad), 7500 nucleotides long. The record is from the annotation of a GenBank genome assembly. Lineage: Eukaryota; Metazoa; Chordata; Amphibia; Anura; Pelobatidae.
GUGGAAGGGUUAACCCAUGAAUAACAUUGCUAGGGUCUGGGGGGUGGAAGGGUUAACCCAUGAAUAACAUUGCUGGGGUCUGGGGGUGGAAGGGUUAACCCAUGAAUAGCAUUGCUGGGGGUGGAAGGGUUAACCCAUGAAUAACAUUGCUGGGGUCUGGUGGUGGAAGGGUUCCUGUCCGUUCAGUCGGUUUAACACAUUAAUAACCAUGCUGAAAGUAGGAGGAUGGAUACCAGGUCAUUGAUUGUCCUUUGUCAUUAAGGUUGCUUCUUCACUGGAUCCAUCAGAGGCCGGGGCUGUUCCAAUGUUAUCAGACGACUUACAGGCAAAACCAGAGGUAAGUGUCACAUCUUGGUUUGAGGUUUAUUCUACAAAUAAUUUUUUAUUUUGCCUGAUCAUAGUUUGUCCUGUAUCUUUCUCGUAAUAUAAAACAUGGAUUCCAUUUCGUUUUGAUUUUCAUUUCCUAGCUUUGAAGUUAUUGCCUGUUAAGCUGGGGGAUUGCUCCUCGUUAUUAACCUCAUUUGCUUUACAUACUAACUAACAUCCCCCUUACUAAAACAAUCACACCCGCAGCCUUAUUCUUUAAAGUAACAAUUCAAAUUCAAGGUUAUAAUAGCUGGAAUGGAAAAAUCCUCGAACUCAGAGAUGCUGUCAGUUUAAAACUACUUUAGCCUUAAAUUAGAAAUUCCCCCUUUAGUUAACAAGGUGCGAUGACGAGGACGGAGACACCAGUCUCUUUUUUUAGAUUAAGAAUAAAGCCACAACAUACUAUUUUCUUUUAAAAAUCUCUUUCCUACUUGAAUAUCCAGUGAGACUCCAGGAAAGUAAAAUCAAGCUUUAUUAAAAUACCAGAAGUAAGAUUAGCAUGUGUUAUUUUGCAGCUGCUGGUUGAAUUUGUACAAAAUGCGUCAAUUCCACUUGGAGAAGAACUUGUGGAAAAUGAUCCCAAAGAUUUGCCAUGUCUGUCUCCCCUCCCUGAAACCGAUACGUCCCCGGGUGCUUCUCUGCUAUUAUCAGGUAGAACUAUACAAAUACAGUAAGUAAUAUGGCAGCAGUGUUUCUAUUCUGGACUGGUUUUUAUUUCAGUUUUUAAGUGGUGGGGGGCGGGGGUUGUUUUUUCUUUGGAGAGUAGACUGCAGAGGAGAGGUGAAUUAUUUAAAGUUGGGAAUAUUUUAGCAUGUACCUGCAAAAUGUAAAUCUCUUUUAGUUUGGAAAAACAUUAUACAAAUAUAUUCAGGGCCAGUACAAACCAUUAUCUGGAAAUCUAGUCACAAACAGGGCUAGAUAUAUAGGACACGAGGUCACAUAUUUAGGCUGGAAGAAAAGAGAUUUCAUCUAAGGCAAAGGAAAUGUUUAGUUUUUUUACAGUAAGAGCAAUAAGGAUGUCGAAUUCUCUGCCUGAAGUGGUGGUUUAUCAGAGUCCAUACAGAUGUUUAAAGGACCACUAUAGUGCCAGGAAAACAUACUCGUUUUCCUGGCACUAUAGUGCCCUGAGGGUGCCCCCACCCUCCGGGACCCCCUCCCGUCGGGCUCUGGGAAGAGGAAGGGGUUAAAAUCUUACCUUUCUCCAGCGCCGGGCAGGGAGCUCUCCUCCUCCAUAGCGACGUCAUCGGCUGAAUACGCAUGCACGGCAGGAGCCGCGAGCGCAUUCAGCCAGUUCAUAGGAAAGCAUUUACAAUGCUUUCCUAUGGACGCUGGCAUCUUCUAACUGUGAUUUUCACAGUGAGAAGCACGCAAGCGCCUCUAGCGGCUGUCAAGAGACAGCCACUAGAGCCUGGAUUAACCAUUUUAUAAACAUAGCAGUUUCUCUGAAACUGCCAUGUUCAUACAAAAAAAGUGUUAAUCCUAGAUGGACCUGGCACCCAGACCACUUCAUUAAGCUGAAGUGGUCUGGGUGCCUAUCGUGGUCCUUUAAACUGAAAUUGGAUAAAUACUUAAUACUUAUACAUAACAUACAGGGAUAUAAUUUCUAAUUAGUGGGGUUAUAGCUGCUUGAUCCAAGGAGACAUCUGACUGCUAUUUUGGGGAUAAGAAUGAAUUUUUUUCCUAGUUUGUUGCAAAAUUGAAAGUGCUACAGACUAGGUUUUUGGCCUUCUUUUAGAUGAACCUUAUGUGAGGAAGGCUGAACUUGAUGGACGCAAGUCUCUUUUCAGCUAUGUAACUGUAACUAUGCAUGAUAAAUAUAAAUUGGGAUUUCCGUAACUCCUGUUUGGGAUAACAUGACUGCUAGUUAUUGUGAUUUUUUAAAGAGGAAACUUGGGUAAAGUCACCCUUCAUUUUGAAACCUUGUAAAGAGAACAAUAACUGUAGAAAGAGGUGGCCAUUUAUCUGAACAGAGUAUAAUUUAUACAGUGUCCUGAUCUCACCCAUCCACAGUUGCUAGAGUCUAGUGAAUGAUUCUGGUUUGGCUGCGUUUCCAGUUCCCAUAGACUCCAAUGGGUUCUCCCCAUCUUAGAUAGAGGUUCAUAAGAAACUAAUAUUUCUUACAUGGUGCACAAAUAAAUAUCCAGAACAUUUUUCAAUAUUACAGUUUCCGUAAGUGGGGGCAAGACAUGCUAUUCAAACAAAACCAGCAUUUCUGGUGUUCUGUGUCCGACUUUCAAGUCUGUGAUGAAUUCAAUAAGUAUAAGGUCUGUUUGUAAAGCACGGGCAUUUAAACCCUGUGAAAAACGAGGGUUAAUCUGUGUGUUUCAGGAUGGGCUUGAUGGGUAUUAAUGACUCUUGAAUCCUUUUCUAUUUUUUUUCUGAUCUAUUUUUCCUGUUUGUCUUGGUUUGUAUUAAACGAUUCAAGAUUUCAUUGCAUGUAGGGUAAUAAGCAGAGUAGAUUUUUAUUAUUAUUCCAUGCUUCUGGUGGGGUGGAUGGUUGCUAUAAGAUGAUGCCAAUCCCAUACUGUUGCAGAUACCCCGGUGGUUCAAGAGAUGCCAGCAAAGAGUCCAGGUUCCGUUAUGUUAAACAGCCUUCAGGUGGACAUUGACCAAACUGCAGACACCCGGGUGGAGAAACACCGUGCCCUUCUUUCACCCACUGCGCCCUCAACGCUACUUCAAGAUCUACCCGCUAGUGAUAACUCCUCUUUUAUUCUCCUAAACCUGGCCAGAGCAGGUAACUGGUAUCUGUCUUACCAACUUUUUGAUAGAAUCACUUAUUCUUUUCUGCUAUUUAGAGUUUUACUUCUGCUGUUUUAUGUUUGUUUUUUCCUAAUGACCUUUUCUAACAUUUAUUUUCACUUCUAGGGUUAGGAUCUCCGUCAGAGCACUUGGUUUUUGUUCAUGAUGACGCUGAGGAUUCUGGGAAUGAUUUCCUUUCCAAUGACUGCACUGACAGUAACACGCCAUGGUUCCUUCGUGUUCAAGAGUUGGCACAUGAUAGUUUAAUUGCUGCUACUCGGGCACAGUUGGCAAAGAAUGCGAAGACUAACUGCAAUGGUAAGCAAUCUAAUCAUCAGCAGGCAGAUUAAUGCUCUGACUGACAUAACAUGCUUGUUCUAAAUAGAUUAAUGGAGUACCGAGGCUUAUGCAUAUGUGUGAUUUAAUUUCUAUGUUUGAUGAAUUUCAGGGGAGAUCACUCUGAGCAUGUCCCCUGAUGCAGAUCUAAGAUCAUCCCUCACAGACCCACAUUUAACUCACUCUGAGAAGCGACUGCACUGUUCCUUUAAUGGCUGUGACCGAUCCUUCGUAUGGGCAACACACCUGAAAUAUCACCUUAAAACACAUAGGUAUUACUAUUUAUGAAAACAAGUCAUUUCAAAUGGACAUUGCGUUUGAAAAUAGACAUUACUGUUGCUUAUCUUAAAAUGACUUGAGUCCUAAAUGGCAGAGAAUUGAGCAGUGAGACUGCUGGGGUAUGAUUUAUACACCAAAACCAUGUCAUUAAACUGUUAAAUUUGUUAAAAUUAAGAUUCUUUUGGUGACUAUACGGCCCCUUAAGGUUAUUCCCUUUUAAUAGAAGCCAGUUAUUUGUUUUUGUUGCAGGAACGAUCGUUCGUUCUCUUGUCCGGCUGAAGGCUGUGGAAAAAGCUUCUAUGUUCUCCAAAGGCUAAAAGUUCACAUGCGCACCCACAAUGGCGAGCGUCCUUUCCUGUGUCCUCAACAUGGCUGUGGGAAGCGAUUCACCACUGCUGGCAACCUGAAAAACCACACCAGGAUCCACACAGGUAUCUCCCACCUCCGGAUUGGCCUCUGCUGCAGCUGGCAUUAAGGGUAUUACUUCCUAUCCGGGUUAUCCAGCAAAGGGAGAAAUUCUAGGAAUGUAAAGUGAAUAUUAUAUUUGAGGCCAAAAUAUCUGAGCUAGAAGCAAUUCUUCCAAUUUCACUAUUUUGGCCUGUGACGGUAGUAAUCUGUAUCACUGUCCAGUAUUCCCUUUUUCCCAAUAGCAGAAUAAUCACAAUAAUCCACAGGGUAAAAUAACGCUGGUAUCACCAAAUAAUCCACACAUGAGCCAAAGCUGAUUUACUGGAAGCAACAGGCAUUCAAUUUAUACAGUACAAGCUCCUCCUCUGGGCCAGGCUAGAUAAUUGAGUUUCAGCAACAUACUAAACUCCAUUAUCUGCUGGCCAGAAACAUUAACAAUUUUCCACAUUUUCAAAAAUAUACUUUCUACAUGUCACAGAAAUAUAACAAUCACAUCCCUGGGUAGCUGAUGAUACUAGAAGUAACAUAUCCAAAUUGCACGAAAAUCCUUUCUGUAGUUUUCGUGUCGCAUCGUGUGGAAGUUUGACCAGCUCGCCAUGUGGUUGUUUUCAAGUUAGAGUUCUAUGAAGUUGGUAGCAAGAGCCGGUCUCCGUUCGUGCGUAAUUACACGAAAGCUUCCACAGUUAUACAGCAUCUGGUUCCAUAUGAAUGCUCCCCUCAUUCGGUUGAUUGAAACUCCCAAACGCCAGUUUGAUACUGUAAGUGGAAAUCGGUCAGACGGGACUUCCAUAGAGACCGGGUGUUCGUGUGUUUGUCAUGCCGAAAAUGGUUCCAGGCAAUCCAUGAGUAAGUCCCACUGACCGCAUUCGGGAGAUCUAAGAUGGCCGCCAUCCUUUGUUCUCGCCACGUGUUCAUAUACCGAAUGGCGGCCACCUGAAAGCACUCAAUUACCUUGCGGUUUUCGAGGUUACUUGGUGUUCUAAGUUCUGAUUGCUACCCAGGGUGGUCUCCAUUCGGUCGAACGAAUAAAUGUCCCGAACACCGGAAUAACAACGAAUACUUUACAGUCACUUAACUAGCAGGGAGAGGAAUUAACCGAAUGGGUACAGGUAAACAUAAGGAAAUCCUUUACAUGGCCGUACAUUUGAAACAUUCUCACUUUAAAGAAUAACUCUGUAUGUGAAGGGUGAAUUCAGCAACUUACAAUAAAUUGUAACCAAAUUGCAAAAAUAGCUCAUUUGGAAAGAUUGUCCUGACUCUGUUAUAGCCACAGCUUGGCCUCUCUGUUUUCAGUCCAUUAUAAUUGUUUUUAAGUGAAUGAACCAGAUCAUGUUCCUUGGUACAGUUGCUGUUUGUCCCUCCGCAGGGGAGAAACCUUACCUUUGUGAGGCUGACGGCUGUGGACGUUCUUUUGCUGAAUAUUCAAGUCUUCGAAAACACAUGGUGGUCCAUUCAGGUAUUUCAUCUUCUAAGGCAUGAUCCCAGUGUUGGUGUCUGUGUUAACACAGAUGUUGCUGACCAAGUGCUUUCAUAUUGUGAAUAUAGGAAUAAAGUCCCAUCAAUGUUCGGUUUGUGGGAAGACCUUCUCUCAGAGUGGAAGCAGAAAUGCACACGUUAGAAAACAUCAUCCCCAAAGCUCUGCAGGUAAGUGAAUCCAAUACACAGUGUUAUUUACUAUAGUGUGAACUAUCAGCAAUCUUAAUGAAUUUCGAAUUCUAGGCCAAAAUGAAAAUCUACAUGAAUUGGAGAUUUUUUUUUUUGCGCUCAGUCUUUGUGGCUUAAACUCUGACAUUUUCUUUGAAUUCCCAAUAAACGAUAACGGUUAGCCUGAAAAUCAAUGUGGUAAUAGUAGUAACUUCAUGUCAUUCACAUAAUUUACUGAUAAAAUUACCAAAACAAACCUGAAAACGUUGUUGCCAUUGUGCGGUCCAUGUUUCAACUGAACAAUUAUCCAGGCACUGUUUACACAGAAAGGAUCUCCGUUACGGCCAGGUCAAGCUGGGCUCUGGAUUUAGUUCCUGUUGUUGUUUUUGGACAAAGGGAGUUUAGCAUUGGGGACAUAACUCUGUAAUAUUCCAGCCUAUCUUUGUAACUGUCCCCAGAAAGUUUCAAUGUAACAUUGUGAUAUUAUCACUUACAACUAAUAAUUACAAAUUAAUAUUUGAUGUCUUACAGAUGAAAAUAGUUCAGCUGAUCUUGGCCAAGACCCUCUACAGCACACACCUCUGAUUUCUGGUGCUACUCGAACUCGCACAUAUGAAGAAGAUGUGUCUAUAUUGUUGAAUUAGUGAUUGGGUGUCUGCACUUGGCUGGACAAUGUUGAUAAAAGCAAUUUUAGGAGCACAGAGGCAGACAUAUUCAGAAUCAAAACAAAUGAGGUUUAAGUGAAUAUGUGAAAAGAACAUGUUGUAUGGCUUGUUUGGGUGAGCUCAUGCACGGUGAUAUCUAUUACUGCAAAACUUCACACACUGCUCCUUGGGGGCGGGCCAGGGGCUGUGCUCUCUGCUCCUUUGGGGUGGCCAGGGGCUGUCCAUUCUACUUAUGUGGGCAGGCCAGAACCUGUGAGGUGCCCUCUGUACCUUGGAGGCAGACCAGAGGCUGGGCUGUGCGCCCUGCUCUGUGGGGGCGGGCCAGAGGCUGUGCGCCCUGCUCUGUGGGGGCGGGCCAGAGGCUGUGCGCCCUGCUCUGUGGGGGCGGGCCAGAGGCUGUGCGCCCUGCUCCAGGGGAGCAAUGGGCUUUGAGUCCUCCUUUACUUGUUUUCUGUAUAUGUUAUCAUUCAGAAGGAUUGCCUUGAUUACUAUUAAGUUCUUUAGUCAAAUGGUGCAUCAGAGUAAGGAAUGAUUUCACCUAUACUUCAACUGUUAACACAUCUUUGUAUUCCUUUUAGGAAAAAGUACAGAUUAACAGAGGUAAACUGCUUAUAUGACAAAAUAGAAGUGAAGUUUAAUGUAAAACUUUUUUUCAUUAGCCAACUAAAGCAGAGCUGCUGCCUCCUCCUCACGAGGAGAGCCACUUAUUGUCAUAUCCCUUGUCUGAUCUAUUUGUGGAAAUAAGUCAGUCAUGAACUUUGCACUUUUAUUCAUCUAAUUAGCUUUUUAUUCUCAGUUGAUUUCUAUUUGUCAUAUAAGCAGUUAAACAGAAAAAUAUUUAUGUUCCAUUUAAAUAGGUAUUUGAAAAGGAUAUGACUGUAGGUUGUUUGCACAGCUGCACAAAUAAACAAUUUUCACAGCAAAUCCUUUUUGUGUGUAUGUUAAGACUUGCAAAUUUAUUGGAGUAUCUGUGCCAAUUAAUGGGGAAUUUUAUGGCAAGACAGGAGGCGAAUAUUUGCUUAUCUUUCUUUACUGUAACUCCCAGCAGCAAAGAAACAGU